Messenger RNA from Fundulus heteroclitus (mummichog), 4931 nucleotides. RefSeq names its product activating transcription factor 6 beta (gene atf6b). Gene Ontology annotation, cellular component: nucleus. Gene Ontology annotation, biological process: endoplasmic reticulum unfolded protein response; regulation of transcription by RNA polymerase II. Gene Ontology annotation, molecular function: DNA-binding transcription factor activity, RNA polymerase II-specific; RNA polymerase II cis-regulatory region sequence-specific DNA binding. Lineage: Eukaryota; Metazoa; Chordata; Actinopteri; Cyprinodontiformes; Fundulidae. The transcript has 17 exons. Bases 254 to 2410 code for a protein of 718 amino acids. The record is from RefSeq and is a predicted model, not a curated record.
CCUCGUCUGUCAUAUGCAAAGCGAAAGGAAGGGUCGAUAACUUAACCGGAGGGCGUUCAAAAAAAUCUGUUUUCUACUCACUUAAGAAUUUGUAUUACUUUAUAGCGCAGAUGGUAGCCAAGUCUGCUGUUAGUGCGUUAGGUUAAGGACAAAGCUAGAGUUUUUUUUUAAAUCUAGUUUAUGUUUGUUUAGCUGCUGUUAUCACGUCUGACUGCAGACUCCUGCUGUCCAAACACACGGCGCCUUUGUGGCGAUGACUGCGGAUUUACUAUCUGAUCUGGACACCCGAUUCUUCGCCGAUAACCUGUUGACGAGCGAAGAUUGGGAUGCCUGCCUGUUCAAGUGCGAGAGCAUGGAGGAAGGAGAGGACGGAGACUUCAGUCCAGGGUUGAAAUGUGAAACAUCGUUUGACAAUGACCUCGUGCUCACCCUCGAUCCUGACAACCGCACGUCGCCAUGGCGAUACCUUGACGACAACCUUCUCACAGGAAACACUUCAGUGAUUAAAAAUGAGAUGACAUUAACUGAGCCUCUACCUGUGGAAAUGUUGUUCCAGGUCAAGGCUGAGCCUCCGUCUCCUGCUUCCUCGCUGGACUCUGACUCUUCGACCUCAUUACCUGAUCCAAAGGUUACAAUUAAAGCAGAAAACCCUCCAACUCCUCCCUACAUGUAUGGAGAUGUGCUGUCGCCGCCGCUGGGAGCGAUGGAGGUAACCGUGGCGACGACAGCGGUACCCCCACCCCAGUCCCAGAUACCCACAGUGACCCAGACACAGCUGCAGGCGCCGUUAACAUCUGUCCCAGCGGUCAUCGCUGGCAUACAGACACAAGCUGCAGUCCUGCCGAGCACCGCGACAUUAAAAGCCAGCACCAUCAUCAGCACUAAACCCCCCAUCCAGCCCCGACCCGUGUGCGUUGCCACGCUCCCCGUCCCCCAGAGCCCCGCGCCGGCAAAGACCCUCAUAUUGCAGGGGCUUCCCUCCAUGGAUCAGACCAGACCUGUUGUCCUCUCUCCAUCCGUCUGCCUCAGUUCGGCUCCAGCCAUUGUCAAAAUGGAGCCCGUGUCCCCCAGCAUCCCCCAGCACUGCUCCAGCCCAACCGCCUCCGCCACCAGCAAACCCAUCGUCCCGGCGACCACGCCGUUACCCAGCAACAACCCCAACGACAUUGAUAUGAAGGUAUUAAAGCGGCAGCAGAGGAUGAUAAAGAACAGAGAGUCUGCCUGCCAGUCGAGAAAGAAAAAGAAAGAGUAUCUGCAGAACCUGGAGGCUCAGCUGAGGGAAGCCCAGCAAGAGAACGAACGUCUGCGCAGGGAGAACCAGGCGCUGAGGGAGAGACUGGCUGUGAAGGAGAGCGGCGACUCUGCAAGCAACAAGAGGGCUGUGUGCGUCAUGGCCGUUCUGCUGUUCAUGACCUUCAGCUUCGGCCCCGUCAGCAUCACCGACAGGAAGCUGUCGACCAGUUUGCCGGAAGAUCUGGUGUCGUACACGGGCCGCCGGCUGCUGGAGAUCGAGCGGCUGCAGCAGAAGCACCAAGCCGUCCCUCAGCCCCUCAGUGAAGUGGAGGACAAGGAGGAGAAACAGGAGGCCGGAGGAGACGAGCAGUGGAAGAGAGGAGAGGCGGAGAAAUACGCUCCGGAGUCUUAUCAGUUCCGAAACCUGAGCGACAUCUUCAGUGACAUGAAGGACCUGGCUCUGCCGGACAUAGAGCGGUUCUUCACCUCUUCAGACUGCCGGCAGUUCAACCGCUCGGAGUCGCUCAGGCUCGCAGACGAGCUGAGAGGUUGGGUUCAUCGACAUCAGAUCGACCGGAAGAAGUCUGGAGGAAAACCUAAGAUAGCCAAAAAAGCUAAGAUCGCCCAGCAGAAAGCUCAGCUGAGGAAGGCAAACAUUUCCAGAUAUCUGCCAAUCCAGGCUCACCGCUCCAUAGAAAGUCAGCUGAGGGUGCUUCCCGGCCCCGAGGUCACCUACAGCGACUUCCUGGACGCCAUCGACCGCAGAGAAGACACCUUCUACGUCGUGUCUUUCAGGAGGGACCACCUGUUGCUUCCCGCCAUCAGCCACAACAAAACCAGUCGGCCUAAAAUGUCUCUGGUGAUGCCGGCCAUGUCUGUUAACGAGAGCCUCUACAACUCGUCUCAGGGCUACGAGAUGAUGAUGCAGGUCGACUGCGAGGUCAUGGACACGCGCAUCGUCCCCAUCAAGUCCUCCGCCGUCCCUCCGUCUCUCCGUGACCCCACCCCGCCGCCUCCCUCCUCCCAGCACGGCGCCCACCAUCACCAUAGCAACAACACCUCACUCAGAGGGCGCCACCAGCACCACCCCUCCUCCUCCUCCUCCUCUCCAAGGCAGCCUCUGCCCGCCCGGACACAAAAACCCGAAUACUUGCUCAGCCAGUCAGAAGGAGUCUGACGGGGCGUCGACACGAUGAUGAUGAUGAUGAUGGUGGGAGAGGAAGAGGAGUCUGAUGGUCGAAGGUUGGUCACACAGAUGAAGAAUCUAUGGAAACCUUGUUAGUUUGAGAAGCUUUUUGAAUCUCUUCACUAAACGGAAAAGGUUUCAGAGACGGUUAAAAUCCAACAAAAGUUGCUGUAAAAUUCUGUAAGUUUAUCUAGUGUUUCGACAGUAACUGGUACUGACACAACUGGGAGGAAACUACAUGAAAUUAUUUCAUAAUGAAUAAAUAAAUAAAUAAAUAUAUCCCUAAAAUAAGGCGACACAAAGAGAGCAGCAGCAGUACUUGAAAAGGACCGGUUUUAUUUCAGAGACAGCUCUGUAAAAUUCCCUUAACAGUCAAAUCUUUAUCAAAUCAGACUCUUUAAUGAGCUUUCUUCAUCUUGAACAGUUUGAAGUUCUUUGUUUCCUUAAACCCAUCCCCGCUCUUGUUCUGUAGACAGCAGUUAUUGAAGGUGAAAUGGACAUCUCUGUGUUUAGAGAUUAUACGCAGGGUUUCAGUGUUGACUGACAUCAAGGAGAUCAUUAUUUUUAUUUUAUUUUAUUUUUUGGAGCAGUCAGAGAUUUAAGGAUUUUGGCUUUGGGCUUCUAGGGCUAAGAAGUUAGGUAAUCUGAGUAAAAGAAGUCAUGAUACACAUAUUUAUAUACUUUGAUUAUUAAAAUGGCAUAAAUCUAGUUUUCCUGUAUCUAAAAAAAUACAAAUAACUGAAAAGGCCUUGACAUUUUGUUGUAAAUACAGUGUUUCUAAAAGUGUGAACAUUUGACUCAGCACUAAUGGCUGCGACGUGACGGAUCGCCCUUAUUGGGUUAAACAGUAAGCCAGAUUCCAGAUGUGUUUUUUUUGUUUUUUAAUGUUAAAACCUAAAAUUUUAUACCAGACUCUUACUUAUGCUUGAUUUCAGCAUUCAAACAGUCACUAUAUGACUGCUGACUCGAGUUCAGGUCGACCAAUACUGUAGAAACGGUGAGUUUUAGCUACAUUUGGUCUGAUAAAUGUAAGAAUUACUCCAUCACUUCUCAACCAUCUGGGGAGGCUGCAGAUUUGUUCAGCCCUUUAAUUUCGCCCAUUUGUCUUUUGUCAGAAUAUUUAUCUGUUAUCUUUUGAAAUAAAAAAAAAUAACUAAUUUAAAAAAAAAAAAUUACAAAAACGCAGCAAUUAGUGGGUUAUGAUUUUCUUUUCUGUUUAAUUUAAAUCAUUUUGAAAGUCAAAGACCCCGCUUCAUGCAUUACCUGUCACUUUUUAUCCGUGUGUUUUUUUUUUAUGUUAUUUAAUAUAUGUAAAUAUGACUGUAGAUAUUUUGUUUGUAUUUUGUCACAUUUUCCAAUUUUUUUAUAUUUCACUUUCACAACAAAAAGUAAAAAGCUGAUAAAACCUGUGAAGUUUUUUUGUUUUUGUUUUUUUUUUUUUUGGUCAUGAAAAUGCAAUAUUUUAUAUUUCCGUGUUCUGUCCAGUGGACCAACCAGCCUCUCUAUCUCUGUUCAGUGUGAACUGAACUGGUAAUAUUAGACACAUUAUUUGUUAUUGUACAUAGAAAUCAUACUUUUUUUUAUUGUUUAAGAAAAAAAUAUCAGAUGAUUUGUGCCUGAUUAAGGAUUUCCGACAUGGGAUUUUAACACUGAACUGGUAAUGAGUUUAAUUUUACACCUACAUAAUAAAAUUUCAUAGUUUUUUUUUUUUUUUUUUUUUUGUUUGUUUUUUGUAGUGGCUGAAUGCAAAAUGCAAGAUUAGACUUUAGCAUCACUCCCUAAUCAUCUUCCAUCGAAUCCGCCCACUCUGCAUGAUGGACACUGUUCAAUCGGGCGUAUACUUGAGUUUAAGGGUAUCUCAGUUUGUGCAGCUUUGAUGUAAAUACUUUUCUUGUUUUAUAUGUGGUUCGUGGGAUUUAGAACCAACAGGAACUGUUUCGACAGAAAUCUUCCCUGGAACGUAUUUUUGAUUUUUUCUUUUCUUUUAUAUUCAAAAUAAAAAUUUGAGAGGAAACGAGUCCAUUUCCUGAAAAGUGGAUUUUCUAUUUCAUUUUAUUGUAUUUAAUUUUUUUAUGUAUAUAUUUCUUACAGCCUGUGGAAACUGAAACAACUCAGCCAAAGUUUGUUAAUGAACCUCCGUUACUGUAGACACAGUCACAUUUCUUCCCUUUUUUUUAUGUUUCUGAAGCCUUUAGCUCACUGCUGGGUUCUGGAUGAACACGAUCACAGAAGAGUGCAUGUCUGAUGGAAAAGUGUAUGAAUCAGGUUUGUUUUUGUGUUUUUUUUUUAUUUUUAUUUUUUUUUUUUUUAUAUGAAUUCUGAAUGAUUUUACAUUUUGUAUAAAGGGAUGCCAGGAGAAGGAGCUGAUAUCAUUUAGACGGGGCCUUUUUUUAUUUUUUAAUGGGGUGGUGUAGAUUGAAGAUGGGGAGGGACAAAAAAAGGUCUGGAUUUAAAAGGUUUGUAUGAAGUUUUUUGAGCAAUGAUGUCAAUAAAACCGCUCAUUCACUGAUUA